GUCCUACCGCAGGUCCUAAAGCAGACUAAACGGAAAUCGACGGCAGGGUUUCAUAGUAACGGCUUCCCGUUUUCUCCAGAAGUGAAAAAGAUGCCAAGAUGCUUUGUUGAACGAUGCCACAACUAUGGGGGGAAGAGGCUGAACAUUAUUUUGCACUCUUUUCCCAACAACCUGGACAAGAUCAAAACCUGGCUGAGGUGCAUAGAGCAGAGCGGACAUGUCAUCAGGGACAUUGAAGAACUGCUUGAGAGAAUAUUCGAGGCAAAACCAACAACAGGUUUCGGGUGUGCUCAGAACAUUUCACUGAGCAGUCCUACCAGCCUAGUGGAUUGAGGAAGACUUUGAGGAAAGAUGCUGUCCCCACAAUUUUCCGUGAUGUCCCACCACAAAAUGUCCAUGGCAGAAAGUGAAACCAGCACUUAAGAGGACAAAGUAGACUCUCCAGCUUCGGGCGAACCUCACUGCAAAACACCACACAGCAACAGCGGCAACAUGCUUUUCUCAGUUCCCAUAAGCCCUUCUGUCCAUCUGGAUCCUCAUCGACGUGAACAGGCGAACAUGGAGACGACCAUUAAAUGCCAUGAGUAUUUCCAGCAAAAUCCCAAGCAAACCAAAGAAGGUUACAGUUUGAGCACAAAGACGACAGAUGUUACACAUGCAAUCCUGAAGUUCACCCUGGAGAUUAUCUGCCUACUGACUGGAGAGGAUUAUAUUGUUGUGAAAAAGACAUCUAGUCAUGGUGAAGGAUGGAGCAGGACCCAGAGCCCCAUCCUGGAGCCUCCACCUGACUCAUUGAUAGAUGUGAAAAACAAUGAGCAGAAGAUCCUAGAUCUCACCUACAAGAUCAUUGAGCUUCUGACUAGAGAGGCAUGUGAAGGUUUAGAAGAACAUCAGAAAAGCAGCAGGAUGGAGAGCCACCAGGCCCUCACAUAUCUUGAUAAUAUGGUAAAUGGCUUAAGUGACCAUACAUCUGCCCAUGCUAUGGAGGAAUCAUUGUCCAGUGACGAAAAGGAGGAAAUUCAUACACCCACAGAUCACAGACCACAAUACCUGUUUGGUAAUAUUAAGGUUGAAGCAACAUAUGAUGUGAGAAGCAUCAGAGGUUCCAACACUUAUACAUCCAUAGAUGACACCCAACACUAUCCAUCUUCUUCUAUUAAGGAGGAACCAGUCUCCUGCGACGAAGCAAACGUUACAGACCCUGAGAUCCAUGCAACCACAGGUCAUGAACAACAACACGCAUCUACCCAUAUUAAGGAGGAAGCAGUCUCUUGUGAAAGUAGAAACCUCACAGACCACACACAACAAUAUCCAUCUCUUAUUAAGGAGGAACUAGCCACAUACAGUGGAGGAAACCUCACAGACUUUAAUGUUUAUACACCAACAGAUCACGUAGUGUGUGCUAGUAUGGAGGAGACAUCCUCAUGUAAUGGAGGGAGCAUCACAAAUCCUAUAGAUGUACAACAGCCUCCAUCGAAUCAUGUUCUAGCUGAACCAGUGUUGUGUGACAAAGGAAGGCCUAUAAACGCCACCAUGAAUACAGAAGCACGGUCGUCAUCUCAUACUGAGCGUGAAAAUGAAGAUGUGCAAAUGAACUAUUCAUUGUUUGACAAAGGCAAUUUAGACACCGAUAUAUAUGCUCUUAUAAAACACGCACAGGCAAAAUAUACAUUUACUCGUAUUGAAGAUGGUUCUAGCUCAGAGGGAGAGGAGAACUUGAAAGAUGUGGACUCUCAUACAUCAGCAGAUCCAGAUCAUACUCAACGUCCUCCUAAUGGUACAGGAGAAGCUGUCCCACAGACUAUUCAGUGUCCUGAAUGUUCAGAAUGCUUUACUCGCAAAUCAGCACUUAUUAAUCACCGGCGAACUCACAGACAAGAGAAACUGACUUGUUCCAAAUGUGGGAAAGUCUUCUCCAAAAGAUCCAGCCUUCAAAACCACCUCACCCUACACACUGGAGAGAGGCCCUUUGCCUGUCCCAUAUGUGGAAAGUGUUUUGCUCGAAAGAGUAACCUCAUCUCGCAUGAGACUAUUCACUCUGGGAAGGCAUCCUUUAUAUGCGCAGAGUGUGGGAGGUAUUUUGUCUGUAAGGUCCAUCUAACUAAACAUCAGAUUAUUCAUGAAAAAUAAUCCUCCUUCAAAGCUUGUGUCUAAUAGAUAUCUUGAGCUCUUCCAUGGUAGAAGCCAUUUUGGUAGUCAUCAAUGACCUUAGAUAUAUAGCAGCAUUUACAUUAGCCUUAUCUACAUGUAGUACUUGUAUGCAAUUUUCAGUUUUUUUUUCUUUCUUUUACAUCAUCUUUUUCAUAUUAUGCGACCAAAAUCCUUUCAUUUUCACACUAGUUAGACUUUCCACUAUCUCAAGCAGCCUUGACGAGAUGGAAAUUUUCUUGCCGUGCAAGUAACUUUUUUUUAAUUUACUUUAGGUUAUAUAUGUUGUUUUAUAAUCUAUUUUUCAGAUUGAAAAGACCCAUGUCUUUAUUAAAGACCAUUAAUAAUCUUAUUUUAUUUUCAUGUGUUGGUGCUUUUUAUGUCUAGCAUGAGAACUGAAACAAGGGUGCUGCAUCCUCCACACAAUGACGGGGGCUGUAAGCAUGUUACCAGCAUGAAGGUUCAGCUCCACCCACACCGUGCCGUGUCACGUUUCGGCUUUACCAUAUACUGUAUUUCUGCCACCUAACACUGUGUAACUGCUUGAGAAAGCUCUCCGGUGAGGCGAAACAUCAUGUGGGCACGUGGUGUAUGAACCAGCAAAACUGUUUCCCUUUGUGUAUCCAGCAUGAAGUCUGUACACAGGCACUGGAUUGGGAAGUAGUACCGUGUGUAGGACUUACUGAAUGCAUGAGCAAACCCUCAGGAGGAGCAAAAUAAAGAGAGCAAGGCCUAAAGUAUUCACUGCUCUUCACCAAAAUAUUUUUUCUCAUUCUGUGCGCAAUCUCAUCUAAGUUGUAUAAGAUGAGAUUGUAUAAGUUGUAUCAGUACAUUUUAUUCAAUUUUGUAAGUCUCGUGGUUUAAAAAUUCCAGUGUAGAACAUUGGGUCUAGCAGUGUUAACCUUCAAAACACAAUCUUGUUAAUGUGUUGUGUGUUGGAUGUUCAGGUCCACCUAUAUAGAUCAGUGUAUGAAGCCAUAAUUCUCUAAUACAUCCAUUGCUCGUACUACCUUAUCUGUUUGAUCUGUAAAUAAAGUGUCUUGUUCUGAGUGGAAUGUGCUAUUGUCGAAGUUUUAUUUAUUUUUAACCUCUCCUAUAUCCCAAAGUUAUGGCAUAAAGGAAAAAAAGGCGAGGACAUGGAUAUGUACCAUAAACCACUAUAUUCUAACGGAGACCAGGGGAAGAGUAGAAACUAGAAGUUACAGGCGGCACACCGAAGAGGUUUAAUAGUCACUGCUGGAUGCAACAGUCACAAAUUUACUCACAAUUUGUAACACAGUGAGAACCCACUCAUGGCUCCUAAUGAAAACUAAAGCUUUAAAGAGGACUAUGUGGUGUUCUACAAAUAGUUUUCUUCAUGGUGUUAAAAUCUUCUGUAUUGGAGCUCCUGUCGCUUUCUCGAAA
Molecule: messenger RNA, 3552 nt
Organism: Bufo bufo (common toad)
Lineage: Eukaryota; Metazoa; Chordata; Amphibia; Anura; Bufonidae
Product: oocyte zinc finger protein XlCOF7.1-like
Exons: 6
Coding region: 493-2130 (545 amino acids)
Source: RefSeq, a predicted model, not a curated record